Molecule: messenger RNA, 1189 nt
Organism: Humulus lupulus (European hop)
Lineage: Eukaryota; Viridiplantae; Streptophyta; Magnoliopsida; Rosales; Cannabaceae
Product: cysteine-tryptophan domain-containing zinc finger protein 3-like
Exons: 2
Coding region: 405-722 (105 amino acids)
Source: RefSeq, a predicted model, not a curated record
AAUUGAACAACUUUGACAACAUAUGAGAAGAAACCAUAAAAUUUAUAACACAAGUUUCAACCAUACUAAUCUCAAUUAAAGUACUCAAAAAGAAAAAAAUUGUACCUUUAUUCCAGAGGAAAACUGAUAGUAAACCUCAGAAUCAUCCUGUAGAGUGAAAGAAAAUUCACAAAAUAAGCAAAAGGAGUGUGGUGUAAAGAAGAAAAGACAAAAGGAGUGUGGUGUAAAAAAAGUUAUAGAAUUGAUUAAGAAAAGAACAAAAGGAGUGUGGUGUAAAGAAAAAAAGACAAAACGAACAAAAAGAAAAAACUUACAUGGGAUUUCUUUGGUCGAAACACCAGAAAACGCCAUAAGACCAACCAUUACUAACACAAAGACUCUUGAGUGUUCUUCUAAGCACUGAAAUGUUCUCAGCUUCACCCAUUUCACCAACUAUGAAAUGGUCUUUGUUCAACUCUGUUGCUGCUAACCAUGUUGUUAUUGCUGCCCGAAAUCGUUCCAGUUUUGAUAAAGUCCUUACUUUUGCACAGGAUACAAUUUUUGCUAUGGAAGCCUCAAAAAAGUUACAGGUAGCUUUUGCAGCUGCUAGCACUGCAAGCUUGGCAGAGGCUAAAUCUGGGGAGGCUAUCUCUUCCAUUGAGAGGGCUCUUGAUUUUAAUUUCCAAGACGUGGAUGGAUUACUACGGUUGGUACGGCUUGCAAUGGAGGCCAUUAGCCGUUAAAGACUUAAAAGUGGUUGUGGACUUCUUAACUCCGGGAUUUAAGAUAAACUGGUGAAAAGCAAGUAAUAAGAGGCUGACCUGAUCUCUGUGAUGAAGGCUCUCUCUUUGUCCAUGUUUAUAAUUUUUUUAUUUGCUGAAGAUCAGCUUAUUGGCAUGCACUGCAGUGCCCCAAGGUUGUUUCAAGUUUACCAUGGCUGGUUUGUGCUAUUACUGAUUCAAGGCUUCUGCAUAAAAGAUUUUGAGCUCAUCCCAAUUGGCUGAUCUGCUUUUUCCAGAAGGAGCUAAAGAUUUUCAAGAAAAUAAAUAAAAAAAAGUGGACAAUUUUAUUAUAGGUGUUUUUUUUUAAUCCAUACUGGUGGCGACAACCCAAGGAUUGGGAGCUUCCUGAUGCAUAAACCAUCUAGCUUUACUUAUACGAAGAGAAUUCAGAAACUGCCCUACUAACAUCACUUGAAGAAGGUAAGAGA